This is a messenger RNA of [Candida] anglica, 750 nucleotides long. Lineage: Eukaryota; Fungi; Ascomycota; Pichiomycetes; Serinales; Debaryomycetaceae. The record is from the annotation of a GenBank genome assembly.
AUGGUGAGAGCACGAAAGAAUACCAAGGUAGUAGAGGAGCAGGUGGAGGUUGUCUCUGAGAGAGAAAUAUUGAAUGCAUCUUCACCACAAGAAGUGAUUGAGUUGGUGACCAAACUCACCUCCACAACUCAAGACAAGAUCUUUGCAGAGUAUCGGGCCAAGGCAGAGGCACAGCUUGCAGAGAGUAACAGACUCGUCCAGGAGCUCACUGCUGAGGUUGCCGCUAAGCAGGCAGUCAUUGACAGCUUGAAGAAUGGCGUUGUGCAAACACCAGGACAUUCACAGCAACAAAACCUCUAUAUAUCACCAAUUAGAAGAAGAAAAGGUGCCAAUCUGAAACAAGGGGUAGUAGACGAGAAGUCCCAGCUCAUCACACAAGAGGAGCUCACCAAGGAGCUCGAGACUAUUGGAAUUACCCUUGACAUGUUGGAGCUUCUCACUGGACUUCGAAUUACAAACUAUGAGGAAGAUUCCACUAGAUUUCAUUUUGAUAUCACUCAGGCUUCGACAACGGGCAGUUCAGGUGAAGAAUUGACCUUCCUGUACCGUCUUUUCAUUGCCAAGGAUUUCAAGGAUACUGCUGAGAUUAGCUAUUUGCCAAUGACUCUGUCAGACAAUGAACAUAUCGAUAAGCUCAAGGAGGUACUUCCGGAAUACUUCUGGGGAAAUUUAUCAUUUCCAUACAACACAUUGUCUCAAUUUUAUACCAAGAUUAAUAGAGCUUUGAUAAAGGGUGCUAAAUCGGCAUAG